Entrophospora candida is the source of this 137-nucleotide messenger RNA. NCBI's taxonomy places the organism in Eukaryota, Fungi, Glomeromycota, Glomeromycetes, Entrophosporales, Entrophosporaceae. The record is from the annotation of a GenBank genome assembly.
ACACCAUUAUAUAGACUGUGGGACAAAGAUUUAUUGAAAUAUGAUAAAUCAAUGAACAGUUGUUCAAAUGAUGAACCACAAGAAAUUCCUUCGCCACAAUUAUCCAAACCACCCAUCACAUCCUCCAAUUAUUCAAG